This is a messenger RNA of Gregarina niphandrodes, 594 nucleotides long. RefSeq lists its product as hypothetical. NCBI's taxonomy places the organism in Eukaryota, Apicomplexa, Conoidasida, Eugregarinorida, Gregarinidae. Bases 1 to 594 code for a protein of 197 amino acids. The record is from RefSeq and is a predicted model, not a curated record. The transcript is spliced from 2 exons.
AUGUCUAACAACUUGAGUUCUGACAACUCAGGCUCAAGUAACCUUUACUCCAAAGUCAAAAAGGUUGGUCUUAAGCUCAAAGGCCAACCCCCUGUAAAGAAACCAAAAGUUAUUGAAGCACAAAAGCCUGAGCCGACAGGAGACUCCAAUCAAGAUGAUACGAGAGAACUCAAUGAUCUACACGCGCAGAUAAAACGACUAGUCGGUCUGCAGCUCACUAGAGCCGAAAAGGCCCAUAGACUAGCCCUUCUCCACCGGCGAGAAGAGAUACUUAAAGAGAAACUGGAGAAAACGCAUGCGCAGCGAGUGGCAGAAUUCAACCAAAAGCUGAACUCUCUAGGAGAACCCAUGUCAAACUUUAAAUUGCGAUUGCAUACACCUCAGGAAGAUACCGAUGAGGCAAAGUUUGCUCUCGAUGCCGUGGAGGCGUUGGGGACGUCUGCUCAAAAGUCGGAUCAGCUAGAAAUGGAGGCAAUUUAUAAAAGGUUGUUGCAGAAUUAUAAAAACGCAAUGCGACUGGUGAUUCAGAGCUCGUUGCUGCCUAUAAUUUCAAUUCCCGACCCCGUCAGGUCCACUGUUUUAUCAGCGGGUUAG